AUGGAGAACUACACCUUUAACAGCCUGGACCUCCAGCUGGAAGGUCUGGUGGUCUCACCCACGUCCACUGUCCCCGUCUAUGUUUCGUUUCUGCUGUUCUACUUGCUGAUACUCACAGCCAACCUGGGCAUCCUGCUGCUAGUCGCACUGGACAGGAACAUGCACCAGCCCAUGUACCUGCUCUUCUGUAGCCUGCCAGUCAACGACAUCCUGGGGAACUCCAUCAUGGUCCCUCGCCUGCUGGUGGACCUGCUCCUACCGCCGCCUCAACGCAUCAUCUCAUACUACGAGUGCGUCAUCCAGGCUUUCACGACGCACAUGUACGCCACGGCCUCCCACUCCGUUCUCAUCAUCAUGGCCUUUGACCGAUACGUGGCCGUCUGCGAGCCGCUGCGCUACGCCGCCAUCAUGACCUCAAGAAUGGUGGUCAAGCUGACUGUCUCUGCUUGGGGGGUGGCUUUCGUAUUGGUCGGGGUCCUCUUGGGUCUGACCAUCCGGCUCAACCGGUGCCGCACUCUUAUCAGCAACCCGUACUGUGACAACGCAUCGCUCUUUAAGCUUUCAUGCGAGAGCGUGCUGAUCAAUAACAUUUAUGGGUUCAUCUUCACCGUCCUCUUGUUCUCCUCCUCUGUGGGCAGCAUGGUCGUGACCUACGGGAGGAUCGCAGCGGUAUGUGUGGUCAAGAAGAACCAGAGUAUGAACAGCAAAGCGCUGAAGACGUGCAGCACGCACCUCUUUGUGUACUUGGUCAUGCUGCUGAGUGGGACUCUCAUCAUCACGCUGCACAGGUACCCGCAGUAUUCUGACGCCCGGAAGCUCUGCGCCAUCUUGUUCCACAUCAUUCCUGGCAUUCUCAACCCCAUCAUUUACGGAGCCCAGUCCGGGGAAGUUCGGAGAUUUUUCCGGUCUAAGUUGAUGUGUGGCAGAAAGAGCUCGACAUGA
This is a messenger RNA of Synchiropus splendidus (mandarinfish), 942 nucleotides long. Its product is annotated as olfactory receptor 5AC1. The coding region runs from base 1 to 942 and encodes 313 amino acids. NCBI's taxonomy places the organism in Eukaryota, Metazoa, Chordata, Actinopteri, Syngnathiformes, Callionymidae. Gene Ontology annotation, molecular function: olfactory receptor activity. Gene Ontology annotation, biological process: G protein-coupled receptor signaling pathway. The transcript has a single exon. Gene Ontology annotation, cellular component: membrane. The record is from RefSeq and is a predicted model, not a curated record.